Messenger RNA from Lodderomyces elongisporus, 5655 nucleotides. RefSeq names its product trifunctional fatty acid synthase subunit (gene FAS2). Gene Ontology annotation, cellular component: fatty acid synthase complex. Lineage: Eukaryota; Fungi; Ascomycota; Pichiomycetes; Serinales; Debaryomycetaceae. The coding region runs from base 1 to 5655 and encodes 1884 amino acids. The transcript has a single exon. Gene Ontology annotation, biological process: long-chain fatty acid biosynthetic process. Gene Ontology annotation, molecular function: fatty acid synthase activity; holo-[acyl-carrier-protein] synthase activity; 3-oxoacyl-[acyl-carrier-protein] reductase (NADPH) activity. The record is from RefSeq and is a predicted model, not a curated record.
AUGAGACCAGAGAUUGAGCAAGAGUUAUCUCACACGCUUUUAACAGAGUUAUUGGCAUACCAAUUUGCCUCUCCAGUUAGAUGGAUCGAGACCCAAGAUGUCUUUUUGAAACAGCACAAUACAGAAAGAGUGGUGGAAAUUGGUCCAUCCCCAACUUUGGCUGGUAUGGCUUCGAGAACUAUCAAGGCGAAAUACGAGUCAUACGAUGCUGCAUUGUCUUUACAACGUCAAGUUUUGUGCUACUCCAAGGAUGCUAAGGAAAUUUACUACAAGUCAGAUCCAGUUGAAGUGCAAGAACCAAAGAAGGAAGAGCCAAGUGCACCUGCUUCACAAGCACCUGCUGCUGCACCAACUCCAGCCCCUGCGCCUGCUGCUGCUGCGCCUGCUGCUGCACCUUCCGGUCCUGUUGACUCUGUUCCAGAUGAACCAGUCAAGGCUUCACUCUUGAUCCACGUUUUGGUUGCUCAAAAAUUAAAGAAACCAUUGGAUGCUGUACCAACAUCAAAGGCCAUCAAGGAUUUGGUUAAUGGUAAGUCCACAGUGCAAAAUGAGAUCUUGGGUGAUUUGGGUAAAGAGUUUGGCUCAACUCCUGAAAAGCCCGAGGAUACUCCAUUGGAGGAAUUGGCUGAACAAUUCCAAGACACAUUCUCUGGCCAAUUGGGUAAGACUUCUACUUCCCUUAUUGGUAGAUUGAUGUCCUCCAAAAUGCCUGGUGGUUUCUCAAUAACCUCGGCUAGAAAGUACUUGGAAGCAAGAUUUGGCUUAGGAGCAGGAAGACAAGACUCUGUCUUGUUGACUGCUUUGUGUAAUGAACCAGCCAACAGAUUAGGUUCCGAGGCCGAGGCCAAGGCGUACUUUGACACUGUCGCUCAGAAGUACGCUUCUCAAGCUGGUAUCUCAUUAGCAUCAGCAUCAUCUGGUGGAGCUGGUGGCGCUGGUGGUGCCGGUGGUGCGGUUGUUGAUAGUGCUGCAUUAGACGCAUUGACUGCCGAAAACAAGAACUUGGCAAGACAACAAUUGGAAGUUUUGGCUAGAUACCUCCAAGUUGACCUCAACCAAGGCGCCAAGUCUUUUAUCAAAGAAAAAGAGGCCACCGCCGUCUUGCAAAAGGAAUUAGACUUGUGGGUUGCAGAACAUGGAGAAUUUUACGCCAAUGGUAUCAAACCAGCUUUUUCACCAUUAAAAUCAAGAACCUACGAUUCAUACUGGAAUUGGGCUAGGCAAGAUGUCUUAUCCAUGUGGUACGAUAUCAUCUUUGGAAAAUUGACCUCAGUCGACAGAGAAACCAUUAACCAAUGUAUUCAAAUCAUGAACAGAGCCAACCCAACAUUGAUCAAGUUUAUGCAAUACCACAUUGAUCUUUGUCCCGAAUAUAGAGGUGAAACUUAUCGCUUGGCCAAAAAAUUGGGUGAACAGUUGAUCGACAACUGUAAGCAAGUUUUGGGUGAAGACCCAGUUUACAAAGAUGUGACAAAGAUUACAGGUCCAAAAACCACUGUUGGCGCCAAAGGUGAAAUUGUUUACGAAGAAGCCAACAAAGAAUCGGUUAGAAAAUUUGAACAAUAUGUCUACGAAAUGGCCCAAGGUGGUCCAAUGACCAAGAUUAGGCAACCAACAAUCCAAGAAGAUUUGGCUAGAGUCUACAAAGCCAUCUCUAAACAGGCUUCAAGGGAUAGCAAGUUGGAAAUACAAAAAGUUUACGAUCAAUUGUUGAAAGUGGUUGCUGCCUCAGGUGAAAUUGAAACCGAAACGGCUACAAAGGAUGCUUUGGCAUUGGCCACUGGUGCUAAUACACCAACCGAGGAAGACGAAUUGUCGACAGCAUCUGAUGAUGACGAAAUUGCUUCGUUGCCAGAUAGAAAGACUUCUAUUGUGCAACCAGUGUCUUCAUACAUUCCAUCACAAACAAUCCCAUUCUUACAUAUUCAAAGUAAAAAACAAACGGGUGAUUGGGAAUACGACCGCAAAUUGUCUUCACUUUAUUUGGAUGGAUUGGAGUCUGCUGCUAUUAACGGUUUGACUUUCAAAGGUAAACAAGUUUUGGUUACUGGUGCAGGUGCAGGCUCAAUUGGUGCCGAAAUCUUGCAAGGUUUGAUUAGCGGUGGUGCCAAGGUGAUUGUUACCACAUCAAGGUUCUCCAAAAAAGUAACUGAGUACUACCAAAAUAUGUAUGCUAGAUACGGUGCUGCUGGAUCCACAUUGAUUGUUGUUCCAUUCAACCAAGGUUCUAAACAAGAUGUUGACGCUUUAGUAGAUUACAUUUACAAUGAUCCUAAGAAGAAUGGUUUGGACUGGGACUUGGAUGUCAUUAUUCCAUUUGCUGCUAUUCCAGAAAAUGGUAACGGUAUCGACAAUAUUGACUCGAAAUCAGAAUUCGCUCACAGAAUCAUGUUGACCAAUCUUUUAAGAUUGUUGGGUGCUGUCAAGUCAAGAAAGACUACAGACACUAGACCAGCUCAAUGUAUUUUACCAUUAUCUCCAAAUCACGGUACUUUUGGUUUUGAUGGGUUGUACUCUGAGUCAAAGAUCUCUUUAGAGACUUUGUUCAACAGAUGGUAUUCUGAAGAUUGGGGAACCAAAUUGACCAUUUGUGGUGCAAUCAUUGGUUGGACCAGAGGUACUGGUUUGAUGAGUGCCAACAAUAUCAUUGCCGAAGGUAUUGAAAAAUUGGGAGUUAGAACUUUCUCCCAAAAGGAGAUGGCUUUCAACAUCUUGGGUUUGUUGACUCCAGAAUUGGUUAAAUUAUGUCAAGAAGAGCCAGUUAUGGCAGAUUUGAAUGGUGGCUUACAAUUUAUUGACAACUUGAAAGAGUUUACCUCUAAAUUGAGAAAUGAUUUGACUGAAACUGCCGAGAUUAGAAGAGCUGUUUCCAUCGAGUCCGCUAUUGAACAAAAAGUCAUUAAUGGUGAUAAUGUUGAUGCAAACUACAGCAAGGUUACAGUUCAAGCCAGAGCUAACAUGAAGUUUGAUUUCCCAACUUUAAAAUCCUAUGAUGAUAUCAAGCAGAUUGCUCCAAAUUUGGAAGGUAUGUUGGACUUGGAAAACAUUGUUGUUGUUACCGGUUUUGCUGAAGUUGGUCCAUGGGGUAACUCCAGAACCAGAUGGGAGAUGGAGGCUCAUGGUGAAUUCUCUUUGGAAGGUGCUAUUGAGAUGGCAUGGAUUAUGGGAAUGAUCAAAUACCACAAUGGUAUGUUGAAGGGUAAGCCAUACACAGGUUGGAUUGAUGCCAAGACCCAAACACCCGUUGAAGAUAAGGACAUCAAGGCUAAAUACGAAGAGGAGAUUUUAGAACAUUCAGGUAUCAGAUUGAUUGAGCCAGAAUUGUUCCAUGGCUAUGAUCCAAAGAAGAAACAAAUGAUCCAAGAAGUUGUUAUUCAACAUGACUUGGAACCAUUUGAGGCUUCAAAGGAGACUGCAGAACAAUACAAGCACGAGCACGGUGACAAGUGUGAAAUCUUUGAAAUUGAAGAUAGUGGUGAGUACACUGUUAGAAUUUUGAAAGGUGCUACUUUGUUUGUUCCAAAGGCUUUGAGAUUCGAUAGAUUGGUUGCUGGUCAAAUCCCAACUGGAUGGGAUGCAAGAACCUAUGGUAUUCCAGAGGAUACCAUUAAUCAAGUGGAUCCAAUCACCUUGUACGUCUUGGUUGCUACUGUUGAAGCCUUGUUGUCAGCUGGUAUCACAGACCCAUACGAAUUUUACAAAUACGUCCACGUAUCCGAAGUUGGUAACUGUUCUGGUUCCGGUAUGGGUGGUGUGAGUGCCUUGAGAGGAAUGUUCAAGGAUAGAUAUGCCGAUAAACCAGUACAAAACGAUAUCUUGCAAGAAUCAUUUAUCAACACCAUGGCUGCAUGGGUCAAUAUGUUGUUAUUGUCGUCUUCCGGUCCAAUCAAGACCCCAGUUGGUGCUUGUGCCACUGCUGUCGAGUCUGUUGAUAUUGGUAUCGAGACAAUUUUGUCUGGUAAGGCCAAGGUUGUUAUGGUUGGUGGUUACGAUGAUUUCCAAGAAGAAGGAUCUUAUGAGUUUGCCAAUAUGAAUGCUACUUCAAACUCGAUUGAAGAGUUUAAACAUGGAAGAACUCCAAAGGAAAUGUCUAGACCAACGACUACUACAAGAAACGGUUUCAUGGAAGCUCAAGGUUCUGGUAUCCAAGUCAUCAUGACUGCUGACUUGGCCAUCAAGAUGGGUGUUCCAAUCCAUGCUGUUUUGGCCAUGACUGCUACCGCUACCGAUAAGAUUGGUAGAUCAGUUCCUGCUCCAGGUAAAGGUAUUUUGACCACUGCACGUGAGCAUCACGGCAAUUUGAAGUACCCAUCACCAAGCUUGAACAUCAAGUACAGAAAGAGACAAUUGCAAAAGAGAUUAGAACAGAUUCAAUCUUGGGAAGAGUCAGAGUUGGGUUACUUGCAAGAAGAAUGCGAAUUGGUCAAGGACCAAUAUGGUGAAGAAUUUUCGGAAUCCGAUUUCCUUAGAGAAAGAACCGAAGAGAUUUACCGCGAAUCCAAGAGACAAGUUUCAGAUGCUAAGAAACAAUGGGGUAACUCUUUCUACAAGUCUGAUCCUCGUAUUGCUCCAUUGAGAGGAGCAUUGGCUGUGUUUGACUUGACCAUUGAUGAUAUUGGCGUUGCAUCAUUCCAUGGUACCUCAACCGUUGCCAACGAUAAGAACGAGUCUGCCACUAUCAACAGUAUGAUGAAGCAUUUGGGUAGAUCUGAAGGUAACCCCGUGUUUGGUGUUUUCCAGAAAUACUUGACUGGUCAUCCAAAGGGUGCUGCUGGUGCUUGGAUGUUGAAUGGUGCUAUUCAAAUUUUGGAGUCUGGUAUCAUUCCUGGUAACAGAAAUGCCGACAAUGUUGAUAAGUUGUUGGAGCAAUACGAAUACGUCUUGUACCCAUCAAGAUCAAUCCAAACCGAUGGAAUUAAGGCGGUCUCAGUAACAUCAUUUGGUUUUGGUCAAAAAGGUGCCCAAGCAAUUGUUGUUCACCCAGACUAUUUGUAUGCGGUGUUGGACAGAUCAACUUAUGAAGGCUAUGCUGCAAAGGUUAAUGCAAGAAACAAAAAGACUUACCGUUACAUGCACAAUGCUAUAACCAGAAACACAAUGUUUGUUGCCAAGGACAAGGCUCCAUACUCUGACGACUUGGAGCAGCCAGUUUACUUGGAUCCAUUGGCCAGAGUUGAAGACAAGAAGAAUCAAUUGGUGUUCUCCAACAAGAACAUCCAAUCCAAAUCAUCGUACGUCACUGAAGUUGCCGAUAAAACUGCAAAAGCAUUAUCUUCAUUGAACAAGUCCUCCAAGGGUGUUGGUGUUGAUGUAGAAUUAUUAUCUUCCAUUAACAUUGAAAAUGAGACAUUUUUGGAAAGAAACUACUCCCCAGAAGAAAUUGCUUACUGUCAAAAAUCCAGCAACCCUCAAGCUUCAUUCACUGGAACUUGGUCAGCAAAGGAAGCGGCUUUCAAAGCAUUGGGUGUCAAGUCUCAAGGAGGCGGUGCAAGUUUGAUUGAUAUUCAAAUCUUGAGAGAUGCAAAUGGUGUUCCUAAAGUAGUUUUGGAAGGAGCAGCUAAAGAAGCCGCUACCAAAGCCGGUGUCAAAAACAUUAGCAUUUCCAUCUCACACGAUGAUUUUCAAGCCACUGCUAUUGCAUUGAGUGAGUUUUAG